GGCCGCUCGGUGAUGCUCCUGGCCUCCGUCAACCGAUUCCCUUCUCCAUCCAAGUCGAUCGCCGAUGGAAUUGCUUGGAGUUUGGGUUGUUGUGUUGGUCCAGCUGGUCCACUACAGUUACGCUGCAAACCAAGCCUGCAGCAAUCUCAAAAAGUCAAGAUUCUGUGGCGAUUUCGCAGGUGCCUAUGUUCCUUUUGCAAAUAUCUCCGACUUUGACACCGCCAUCGCCUCCAACAUUGGCCAGGCCUUUGAGACCAACGGCAUCACGACUUUCCAAUGCCCCUCGUUCUCGACGAGCCAGAUCCGAUAUCGUGUCGUCGAGCAAUGUGCUCUAUGGAUCGAUGUCGCUACCAACAACCCAAACAACGCCUCAAUCUGUGCCGAAAACAUCCAGCGACCUCCUUCGAUCAACGUGUGCGUAUCGGCGUUGAACAUAUAUGCCAAUACCCUUGCGGCAGCCUUCAAUCUAUGUCCCCCUUGGAACAGCUCGGCGGGGCCGGAUCCUCGCGCCAAUGAGCUGAGCAAUCUUGGAGUGCUCAUAUCCGACAAGGCCAACUCCAAUCAGUCCAACUGCGUUUCAACCCUCUCAAGCGACAAGUUUUUGUGUGGAUUCGACAACCAGGCCACAGCCACUUCGUACUGCUCGAACUCGACCGAUUCCUGCUGCUCGGCGGUGCUUGAAAAGCGCACCUCGACCGCCGGCGGGACCAGAAAUACCCAGUCUGUCGCCCCGGUUCCCACAUCGACACAGACAGGCAAUGCCGCGGUCUCGACAGACGGACAGCCAAAGAUCCUUGGGCUCAGCACACCCGUGUUUGCCUCCGUUGUUGGUGGAGGAGCGCUGCUUCUGAUCGCUCUUGUUAUCGGUGCGUUCUGUUGCCUCCGCCGUCGUCCAAACAGAACCGAGAACGGGAUGGUGCACCAUCGAGAUGCCAUGGCAAAGGCAUAUGAGCACUUUGAACCCACCAUGGACGAUGAAAUCGAUCUUGAGCCUGGCGAUGAUGUUCUCAUCAAGGUGCGACACGAUGACGGCUGGGCUUUCGGAUGCAAUCUCACCACGAACAAAGAGGGCGUUUUCCCGCUGGCAUGCAUCGACUCGGAGCUCGGGUCUAGUUCCGGAGGGAAGCAGCAGAGGACAAAGAAGAAGCAGAAGCAGAAGCAGAAGCAGAAGCAGAAGCAGAAGAUCCAGCCGCGAACAACAUCUUUCUAUCAUCGCUGACCAAAUCUUGACCUGUUCGACGCUAUGGACCUCUGAAGGACCUUCUAUGCCCCCAGGACGACUGAUGCCAUCCCGGUUGGCGUGCAAGCACAUGUCGAUUUCGGCCCGUCAGCCAUAUGCGAUUCUAUGGUGAAAUAUAUUACUCUCUGACUAUCCAGCUCAAAGUUAUCCCUCUAUUGGAAUGCCAUCUCGUCCGAAUGGUAUCGGCCCGAUCAUCGGAUGCUGCUCUCCGACGGCUCGAUCAUGCAGCUGAGGCGAUUGGCAGUGGUUCACUUGCAGCUACGAUGCGCUGAAAGGAUAUGUGUACCGUCUGAACAAUAGCGAUCGCCACUGCGCUCAGCAAGACCCACCUCGACCUCGUAU
Polychytrium aggregatum is the source of this 1582-nucleotide messenger RNA. RefSeq lists its product as uncharacterized. Lineage: Eukaryota; Fungi; Chytridiomycota; Chytridiomycetes; Polychytriales. The transcript is spliced from 4 exons. The record is from RefSeq and is a predicted model, not a curated record. The coding region runs from base 65 to 1219 and encodes 384 amino acids. Gene Ontology annotation, molecular function: protein binding.